Molecule: messenger RNA, 778 nt
Organism: Mercenaria mercenaria
Lineage: Eukaryota; Metazoa; Mollusca; Bivalvia; Venerida; Veneridae
Product: calmodulin-like
Exons: 5
Coding region: 131-583 (150 amino acids)
Molecular function (GO): enzyme regulator activity; calcium ion binding
Source: RefSeq, a predicted model, not a curated record
GAUCUAUUAUUUUAAUGUUUAAUUGAUAUCGAUUACCUUGGGUCAAGUCUGUAACUACAUAAGAACGCUCAUUCACUGUUUCAUUUUGAAGUGUUUCACCUGGAUAUUCACGUGGAAUAACUUAAGGAAAAUGGUUGACCAUUUCAAUGAAGAAGAUAUUUCAUAUAUGUAUGAGGUAUUCCGACAAUACGACACAAACCAAAUUGGUCAAAUACAGAUAAAAGAUCUUUCUCACGCGAUGUUGUCUCUUGGACAUAAUCCAACAGUAGCUGAACUGGAGAAGCUUGUAAACGCAAUCGAGCGAGAAGCGGACCGACAAUACCUAGAUUUUCCAGAGUUUCUGACAGUUCUAGCGUUUCACCUCCAGGAAACAGAACCAGAAGAACAACUGAGGGAAGCAUUUAAAGUAUUUGACAAAGACGGUAAUGGUAAACUGAAUGCUGCCGAGUUAAAACAUACAAUGACAAAUCUAGGAGAGAGACUCAGUAAGGAGGAUAUUGACUACAUGGUUAAGAUGGCUGAUGUAACCGGAGACGGACAAGUGAAUUAUGAAGAAUUCAUUCGUGUCAUGACCAGUAAAUAGUGACUGUUGAAGAACUAAGUUACAAGUCUGAAAAUAUUUAUACUUGAACGUUUCAUGCACAUUGGAUUUUAUAAAUCUUCGUACGUUCAUAAAUAGGUAACUUGCAAUUCAAUGUGAUAGAUUUUGUCAAAAAUUAGAGCUAUAUACUUUUGUAAAUGUUUCCUCAAAAAUGGGAAUUAUAUGUCUUCUUGUAGA